Messenger RNA from Eremothecium gossypii ATCC 10895, 1614 nucleotides. RefSeq names its product phosphoinositide binding protein ATG18 (gene ATG18). Gene Ontology annotation, biological process: protein lipidation; protein localization to phagophore assembly site; autophagy of mitochondrion. The record is from RefSeq and is marked provisional. The transcript has a single exon. NCBI's taxonomy places the organism in Eukaryota, Fungi, Ascomycota, Saccharomycetes, Saccharomycetales, Saccharomycetaceae. Gene Ontology annotation, cellular component: fungal-type vacuole membrane; extrinsic component of membrane; phagophore assembly site membrane. Gene Ontology annotation, molecular function: phosphatidylinositol-3-phosphate binding; phosphatidylinositol-3,5-bisphosphate binding; protein binding. Bases 1 to 1614 code for a protein of 537 amino acids.
AUGUCGAGGACGGGGAUGCCAGUGAUCAACUUUAUAAACUUCAACCAGACGGGAACAUGUAUCUCUAUGGGGACAUCAGAGGGGCUGAAAAUCUUCAACUGCGAUCCUUUUGGGAGAUUCUAUUCGGAUGAGGAUGGAGGAUGUGGCAUCGUGGAGAUGCUGUUUUCAACGUCGCUGCUGGCAGUGGUAGGGAUAGGAGAUAACCCGUCUAUGUCGCCGCGGCGGCUGCGGAUUCUGAAUACGAAGAGGCACUCGGUGAUCUGUGAGGUCACCUUUCCGACGACUAUCCUGGCUGUGAAGAUGAACCGCUCGAGGUUGGUGGUAUUACUUCAGGAGCAGAUAUACAUAUACGACAUUAAUAGCAUGAGGCUUCUCUACACGAUUGAGACGUCUUCGAAUCCGCGCGGACUUAUUUCCAUGUCUCCGAGUCUGGAAAACAACUACCUGGCUUACCCGUCACCUCCCAAAGUAAUCAAUUCCGGAAUCAAGAGCAAUGCGAAUACGAACAAUAUCGGCAUAUCUGCUAGGAGUUCUAUAGCUGAAGGUGGCUCUGAAUAUCUGGAUAAGGGGACGGAGCCGCUCACCGAUAGCAGCAAGGCCGGUGCCGAUUUGAACUCCGUGAAGGCAAGUACAGAGACCACUAUCUCCCCUGGGAAAGAGCAUAGUGCUGGAAGUGGGUUGAAUGCCACUUCAAGUAGCGGGACGGUGAAAAAUGGUGAUGUUAUUUUCUUCAACUUACAGACGCUGCAGCCGACGAUGGUGAUUGAAGCGCAUAAGGGCGAGAUCGCUGCUCUUGCCCUGAGUAAAGACGGUACUUUACUAGCUACUGCAUCUGAAAAAGGUACUAUAAUUCGUGUCUUUUCGGUCGAAACGUGCACCAAGGUUUAUCAAUUCCGGAGAGGGACUUAUCCUACACGAAUAUACUCGCUGAACUUUAGCGAUGACAACGAAUUCCUUGCUGCAAGUUCGUCUAAUAAGACUGUACAUAUAUUCAAGCUAGGUAAACCGAAUGCGGAAAACUCCAGCGCAGCCGCUACAAAUAGUGAUGAUGAUGAAGGAGAAGCGGACUCGGAUGACGGCGCCGAUGACGACGGAGUUGGUGAUAGCGACGACACAAGGUCUACUGUAAGCAUCGAAUCAUUUGACAAUGGGUCACACCAAACUCGAGAACCAAUUGUAGACUCAAGCAGAAAAACUGUCGGACGGAUGAUCCGGAAAUCGUCCCAGAAUCUUUCGCGCAAGGCAGCUAAAGCGUUAGGCAGCUAUUUCCCGAAGAAGGUCACCUCCAUCCUAGAGCCGCGGCGUCAUUUUGCGAGCCUAAAGAUCCCCAUUGAGAGUGGUAGCAACUUGAAGACCAUUUGUACUAUUGGCGAGCCUUUGACGCUAGACAUCUCUGACUACCCAGAAUUAUUCAGCGGAUCUCGGACAAUGGCACAGAGCGCAAGUAUUUCAGCGAACUCGUCUGACUCUUCCUUGACUAGGAAUUCCAACUUUGUCAAAAUGAUCCCCAUCAGGGUCGUUUCCAGCGAAGGAUAUAUGUAUAACUAUGUACUUGACCCAGAGCGGGGCGGUGACUGUCUGCUUCUUAGCCAGUACCCGCUGCUCAUGGAUUGA